AUGACCGUCUCUUACUCCACCAAGUACACAGACCAGUGGCAUCCGCGAGGCAAUUUCGACCACUAUACCGCAAUCAAAAUGGAACGAAGGUCAUCCGACGAUGAUGACCGGUCAUCGCCCUCCAUCCCCAUCGCCACCGUGAUGACAGCGAACGAAAACUGGAGAGGCAAAAACGACCCAGCAGAACGGCGCCGCAUCCAGAAUAGACUUAAUCAACGUGCCUUCCGCCAGCGCCAGCGAGCCGGAGAGUCGCCAAAGCAGUACAAGCCUCGCAGCGGGUCAUCGACAAAGUCAGAUAUACGAGAAGAAGAAGACGACGAUGAUGACGAUGACGAAGAGGAAUCCGAAGACGAAGACGCAACCUCGGAGUCAGAGACAAGCCAGCCUUCGCCACCCACCGCACAGUCUACUGCGGUCUCCAGCACCAGCCAGGCCAACGCCGAAGCAGGCCGGGUCUGCGAUGAGCUCGCCCGCAUCAUAAAUCGAAAUUUCAUGGCCGCGGUCGUCAGCAAUGCUCAGAAACUCGGCAUAAAUCUGGCCGCACUCCAAUCCGGAACAGCAAUCAAGACGCCGCGGGUGGGCAACCGUCAGGUGCCGUCGUCGUUGACGCCCGUGGAGCUGCAAUAUCAAGUACCUCACGAUCCCAUCAUCGACAGCUUACCACACGCCCGGCUACGUUUCAACAUCCUACGCGCCAUUGCGACACAUCAGCUCAACGCGGCAGACUUUGCGCGGUCUAUACGGUCUAGCGGCGCUCUCGAGAACCACAACGGCAACUGGCUCAGGGGUGGCUUGGUGGUGUGGAACGAGCCUGAUCAGCCUGCGAAUUGGGAGUUGUCCGAACCUUUCGUCAGGCGCUGGUUCAUGCUCUUGCAGGGCUGUGAAGACCUGCUCCAAGCAACCAACGCGUGGAGGUGCAGGCGUGGGGAGCGGUUGUUUCCACUGACGUUCAACCAGGGUGGUUCUCCUUGA
Saxophila tyrrhenica is the source of this 972-nucleotide messenger RNA. RefSeq lists its product as uncharacterized. Bases 1 to 972 code for a protein of 323 amino acids. The transcript has a single exon. Lineage: Eukaryota; Fungi; Ascomycota; Dothideomycetes; Mycosphaerellales; Extremaceae. The record is from RefSeq and is a predicted model, not a curated record.